This is a messenger RNA of Varroa destructor (honeybee mite), 4732 nucleotides long. RefSeq names its product major egg antigen-like. Gene Ontology annotation, biological process: response to heat; protein refolding. Gene Ontology annotation, cellular component: nucleus; cytoplasm. Lineage: Eukaryota; Metazoa; Arthropoda; Arachnida; Mesostigmata; Varroidae. The record is from RefSeq and is a predicted model, not a curated record.
CGUCACUGCGGUCCUAUUAUGUGCGUCCUCAGAUCGAAGUGCUGAUUCCUUUCGCACGCAAGCUGCCUAGCUGCGUUUCUAUUUAUUCGAAGUAUCCGCUCAUGCGGUACUAUCGAAGGCGGUGUAUUAAUGAAAGCCGAUGUUCCAGAAUGCCCAUUCAUCUUGUCAGCUAUUAGGGCCCGGAAAGUGAUCCAUUCUGUAUGGACGUUGAUGCAUAGUAGCAACCUGUGUAAAAAUUGUAUAAUAUACCAUUUUUGUGGUGGGAGAGAGCGUGGUACUUAUCUUUUUUUUUUAAGAUUUUCAAUAAUUUCUCUGUUUAAGCAAGAACCUAUAGCUAAGCGUUGUCUCUACGAGCAUGACCUACUUACUUCGCGAUAAUUACAAAGCCCGACUUGAUAUAUCAAUAAUACCGGUACAUUAACAUGUAUGCGUUAUAUGCUUGCCACUUUUUUCCUUGUACCUCACUGAUGUAUUUCUUAAGUUUUACUAAUUAUUUUUUAACUAUACGGUGAUAGUUAGCGGUCGCUACUAGUUCUAUGCAACGAGCAACUUCCGUGAGUCGAAAAUAACGCACGGCGAUGCCUCGAACGAUCAGUUUGAAGCCUUUGGAUGCUGACAUGGCCAGGAUGGUAGAGAAAAGCCGAUGCUUCAUGUAAAUAUAGAAUUAACUGAUCAUGACAAUCAAUUAUAGAACCUCCCAAUAGUAUCUGCACUGAAUUUUCGUUCGUCUAGUAAGUUGAAGACACGAUUGACGUUGUUAUAAAUGUGUAGGAUUUUCGUCACUUCUACGUGCCAACCUUGCUGAGUCAUGAUUAAGUCGUGUUGUAACAAACACAAAUCCUUUCGUAGAUUCUGUAAAAUUCUUAAACCUAUCCCGAUAUCGGGUUAAGAGUAAUAACAGUCACUGACGCUCACUGCGCUGCCGAAGUGUCUUUUUUUUCGAUUACUCGACAAAUUUAUUGAAUUGCACCUUGAAUAACGAGAGAUCGUUUUACAGGUAUCCAGAUUGACAAAUGUCUAUGUAUGUAAAAAAUGUAUUUUGAUAGGAAGAUGCCUGUAGAUGGCGUAUCUUCUCUACCAUUUGUCGAGACAUUAUGCAGGAGGAGCGACAUCCCUAAAUUUUACUUUUUGUUUGAAGCGAAGAAUAUUCCCGUUUGACGGGAAUUUACCGGCUGACUGUUACAUGAAUACAAUAUUAUAGCGUAUGUACAUGCCGAAAUGAAAUUUUCCACCGACUGCAUCCUUCCCACUGCACAGUCUAUUCAAAACGUUUUAAUUGGUAAAUGCGUGAUGACAGUGCCUUGCUUGACUGUACCCUUUAUUAGCAGAGGCUUUAUGGGCAGUGCCCUCGCAGAAGAUUCGCCUAGGCAGCCGCUUGCCUUCAUCCAUGUAUAGGCUAGGCUUAGUGUAGCCGUCUCAACUCCCCGCUUGCAGCCCUGAGUGGUACGAUGUCUCGACUCAAUUGCUCGAAAGCUCUAUUCGACUGCAGAGUUGCCUAACGCGCAGUGAACAGCCCUGCUUAGCGGGUUCGUGUUUAAAGCGAUGGUCGCUGCGACCUCGUGGUGGACCUUGACGCAUUCGUUCACUGCAUCUGGCAAAACAAAUCGAACACAGGUUUGAUAUAAUUCAAGGAGACUGACCUAGUCCCGCUUUUCUUGGUGGCCUGCUUCUUGUACGGGGUAUGAGCAACAUCUCAAAGGGCCUUGGCCUAAGAUUCCCUGUUCAGAGGAUUAUUUUAUUUUUGCUUAUUAUUUGAACUAUUGCCUUAUUUCGUUUCUUUCUUUUCGGACACUUGCUUGCAACAAUGCCAUUGUGUUGUGUCCAUGUCAUUUCCGAAAACGGACAAAUGGAUACGAUCAUACUUUAUACCUAAGGUCGAUGAAUAACACCGGCUCACCGAUACGUCUAUUACGAACAAUCAAGUAAAUUCACCGACUGAUCGUUACAGUUAGUUCCUGCGAUCAGGACAGGUUAUGUCCUAAAUCAUUCUGAUAAGGCUGCUGCUUUUGUAUAAUCACGCAUGCCUGAUAUUUCGCUAAGCUGUUCAGUGGUAUCGACUUGGUUUCAAAUUCAGUCCUGCGGCUCUUUCUUUUACUUCUUGUUCUAUUAUUAUACAUUGCGAUUAUGAAAGCAGUUUACAUAUGUGAAUGAAAUUCAGCACAUAAAUAUCCCGUUGUUCGGUAGGAAAGAGGUAAUAAACAAACUUUUCUAGGGGAAUAUGGCCGUGAAAUUUUGUACUGUGUUCAGCUAACCAGGUUUUAGCAAACCGGGUUCCUCCGGUGGCAUCCGGUGUGAUCCGAGUGGCCGGUUAUGUCACCGCCUAUCUUAUUGGCUGGUCGAUUGGUCCAUUAAGCUUACAUUAUUCAUCGUCUGAGCGCUCUGCGAUUCGAGUCAGACAGAUGGUAUGAUAUAGGGCGAGCAAGCCUCACAUCCAGUCGGAAAAAAGACCAUAUUAGUGCUAAGCUUCCAGAUCCUAACCUUCAGGAUGUAGAUACACAUACGACAAAUACUAUUGCAAUUUCUCUUACAUUCACAGCGAUGUUUUAUGUAUAGAUAUCCAUUAUAGGGGCAUUAUUAUAGAUGUACCAAUCUCUGUUUACCACAAGCACGUGUUCCUCUGCCACUGAAGUUCAAUAUUGAUGGGAGGGCCAGGUUAAUUUCAGCCCAAAUUGAUUACAGAACGUACCUAAUUGAAUGCAGUAUAUGCCUAUAGCAGUCCCGGAUGUUACACAUAAAGCUUCUCUCAGCUAGAGAAGUAUACGUAAUUUAUAUUCAAAAAACUAUGCCGUAAUACUGCCAGCAUACAAACGCUUUUACCGUGUUAAACGCAGCCAGACUUUACUUUUGUGCUUCUUAUCAUACGAGACAAUUGCUGCUAAACUGGUCGAACUAUAACAUUUCGAAAAUUCUUAAUAGCCGUCCUAAAAGGUGCGGGGUGUUUAUAAUAGAAACUCUGGAAUAUUUAUUCACGAUCGAUCUUUAAGGGGGUGGUCAAGUGGCUUCAUUAGCGUUUCUUAUAGUAUAUAUAUACACAUAUAUAUCCCUGCGUGUGUGACUGGCUGAGAUUUAGGAUUUUAACAAUAUGGAUGUAAGCUAGGCAAUAAAAUAAAAGGCAGUAGCAGGAGGUAAUAACCUAACUAGUCGGCUGUUGAGCUAUCGUGUUAAUUGUUACUUUCGAAAAAAACCGGCCUCGUUCACUUGCUGCCCUGAUCUACUCUAUUAGCAUUCAAGUAUCGUUUGAAGCAACAGAAUUAAUGUUUGAAACAAGAUUCUAAACAAAUCUUUGUCAGAUUCCAAAUGGGCGAUUUUCCGCAUCACGACGAGUUUCUGGUGCCAAUGGAUGUGUUCGGUUCCUCAUUUGAUGAAUACCGCCAAAGGGUGCGACGACAAAUCGAUGACAUCAUGCAGAGUGCUAUGCACCGACCUGAGCGGGAUCUUCGCAGACAGCUUAGCGGAAUAUUCAACCGCUAUUCCAGAACCUUCCAAGACGACAUGUUUAAUGAUAUUUUUAAAGAGCUCGAAUUCCCCUCCGACAGUAGCUUCCAGAAGGUAGCGCGUGAGGUAAAAGCCGAGGUCGAUGAAAAAAACUGCCUGCUCGUUGAAUUGGACAUGCACGAAUUCGAGCCAGAGAAGAUCACAGUAAAAGCAGUUGAGAACCAGCUUAUAGUGCACGCAAAAACGCAGACGCCUACCUGCUGCAAGGAGUUCCGUAGAGAAAUUCAACUUCCUGACGGAAUAGAUCUGGACACUGUCACUUCAAAUCUCAGCCCUGAGGGUAAACUUUCAAUACAUGCUCAGAUGCCUGUAGGUCAGCAGCCGCAAAUGAGUAGGCAGUCUCAGCCUCAGCGAGUUAGUCAUGGCCGUACGGAAUUGCAGACGGCACCCAUCGCAUCCAACAAUACGGUCGAAGCAGAACCUACGGAGGUACAUAAAUCUGAAGUAUGCUUCAACGUUGGACCUGCGCCUACGCACUAGUAAUGACCAACUUCGAAAUGCCGUAAGGUCAAUCACUCGUUUGAUCCAAUGCCACAGUCUUCCUACUACUGUUACGUUUGGUUGCCUACCAUCUGCUAAUAGCGCUCAGUUGAGCCGGUUCGUAUGAUGACAUAUUACGACAAUCAAUUAAAAGCUACGGGACGAAAGAAUCAGAAACAUUUUAUAUCAUUACUGCAUACCUCGUUUGGCUGAACAGAUUCAGAAUUGCGUCACUCCAUCGCAUGGACAGGCCUUACAAACACCUGCUUUAUCUGCUAUAUGUAUUUUUGAUAUACACUAGAAAUAAUUACGACUAUAGAUGUUGCGGCGCAUAUAGCAAUUAUCAUUACUUCACCCAUUUUGGUACACGAUACAGACCGUCAUCGACACCGAGCUCAUCUUGCUGGCAGCCGCGAGAGCGUACAACGAGGUCUCAUCAUUCCUACUAUUUGAUGGUGAUUGUGGAACCGUUCAACUCGAUGAAACUCUUUACCCACACCCUCAUUCAGGCCACAAUUUAUACUCAUCUUACAACAUGAACACAUAAAAUGAAAUUAAAAAAAAAAAAGUUAUGUAAACGUAAAACAAAGAAAGAAAUAACUUUAAAAAAGGUAAUACAAUGUACAAAUCGCGUAUGAAGUUGCGUCAUGUUUAAGGUAGAUUGUGCUAAUUAAUGCGUGCAUUGCCAAUCAAAUCUAGGCUUUCGUUGAAACUUAUGAAUUUGCUGCAAAUAAAAUGUCUAGUAUGAUAAAAUCUA